AUCAAAAUGAGAAGAAGCUUAGGGAAUUUGGGGCAAUUGCCUCUAUUAGCAUUUGCUUUGGCAAUUUGCUUUGUAGCUAGCACUGUUGUUGCUGAUUACUCUUAUGGCUAUACUUCUCCUUCACCUACUUACACCACUAAGAAGUACUACAAAUCACCAUCUCCAUCUCCAUACUACAAGAAAUCGGAGAAACAUGCUGAACAUUCUCCGUCACACUAUUACAAGUCCCCUACUCCUUCAAAGCAUUACUACAAAUCACCGGUAGUAGUGAAGUAUUACAAAUCACCAGCUCCUUCAAAGAAAUACUACAAGUCGCCUUCCCCUUCAAAGUACUACUACAAGUCGCACACCCCUUCAAAGAAGUACUACAAGUCACUAUCCCCUGCAAAGUACUACAAAUCUCCAUCGCCUGCAAAAUACUACAAGUCACCUACUCCAUCAAAGCAUUAUUACUACAAGUCACCAUCCCCUUCAAAGUACUACAAAUCUCCGUCGCCUGCAAAAUACUACAAGUCGCCUGCUCCAUCAAAGCAUUAUUAUUACAAGUCACCAUCCCCUGCAAAGUACUAUAAAUCUCCGUCACCUGCAAAAUACUACAAGUCACCUGCUCCAUCAAAGCAUUAUUACUACAAGUCACCAUCCCCUGUAAAGUACUAUAAAUCUCCGUCACCUGCAAAAUACUACAAGUCACCUGCUCCAUCAAAGAACUAUUACUACAAGUCACCAUCCCCUGUAAAGUACUACAAAUCUCCAUCACCCGCAAAAUACUACAAGUCACCUGCUCCAUCAAAGAACUAUUACUACAAGUCACCAUCCCCUGUGAAGUAUUACAAAUCUCCAUCACCUGUAAAAUACUACAAGUCGCCUGCUCCAUCAAAACACUAUUACUACAAGUCACCAUCUCCAUCACAAUAUUACAAAUCACCCGCUCCCUCUAAAUACUAUAAAUCGCCUCCGCCGCCACCAACAUAUUACAAGUCACCAGUUUAUUACAAGUCUCCACCACCACCACCAACUUAUUAUGAGAAAUCACCUUCUUACUACAAGUCCCCUCUACCUCCACCAUAUUACAAAGAAUCUAUGCCUUACUACAAGUCCCCUCCACCUCCACCAUACUACAAAGAAUCUACCCCUUACUACAAGUCCCCUCCACCUCCCCCAUACUACAAAGAAUCAACUCCUUCCUACAAAUCCCCACCACCUCCACCAUACUACAAAGAAUCUACCCCUUACUACAAGUCCCCUCCACCUCCCCCAUACUACAAAGAAUCUACACCUUCCUAUAAAUCACCCCCAUCCUCGCCAACGUACCACUAAACAUUCAAUAACUCUACUGUUUUCAUGAUUUUUACGGUCUAUUUUGAUUUCAUUUCCCUUCCAAAAUUUAAUGUAUGUUAGUCGAAAUGAUCGACUUUAUUUAUCGUGUGUUCGAUAUUGUUUUGUUCAAAUAGUUUAUAUGAUGUAUUACUUCGAGAAUUAAUUAAGUAUUCCUCAUUGUAUCAAGACUAAUAGUUUGUUAUUUAUCUUCUCUUCUUUGUGUAAUAAUUUUGUAUUCAAAUUGUUAAAUAAAAUGAGGUGGUAUUGUCCCUA
Messenger RNA from Solanum lycopersicum (tomato), 1590 nucleotides. RefSeq names its product extensin-like protein Dif54 (gene Dif54). Lineage: Eukaryota; Viridiplantae; Streptophyta; Magnoliopsida; Solanales; Solanaceae. The record is from RefSeq and is marked provisional.